This is a messenger RNA of Acinonyx jubatus (cheetah), 5699 nucleotides long. RefSeq names its product protein kinase C alpha (gene PRKCA). Gene Ontology annotation, molecular function: ATP binding; zinc ion binding; diacylglycerol-dependent serine/threonine kinase activity. NCBI's taxonomy places the organism in Eukaryota, Metazoa, Chordata, Mammalia, Carnivora, Felidae. Gene Ontology annotation, biological process: protein phosphorylation. Bases 2555 to 4234 code for a protein of 559 amino acids. The record is from RefSeq and is a predicted model, not a curated record. The transcript is spliced from 17 exons.
CCCCCCCGCCCCUUCUUUGCUCAUGCUCUGUCACUCAAAACUGAACAUUAAAAAAUUAAAAAGGAACAAACACUGGGCUUCCACUCGAGGUCCUGCAGUAGUCAGGUUUACAGAAGCAGGAAGUAGAAUGAGGACUUCCAGGAGCCGGGGGAAGGAGAGGAACGGGGAGUUAAUGUCUCACAGGUAGCUUCCAUUUGGGAAGAUGACUGUGUCCCGGAGGUGUGGAUGGUAGGGGUGGCUGCAGAAUUUACUUAAUGCCAGAGAACUAUACGCUCAAAAAUGGCUAAUAUGAUUAUAAGUCCUACAGGUCACCCCAAUUUCAAAAUUGGUUAUUUCCUAUGUCCUUAAUAUUCUCUGCAAACACGAUGUGUGUAAUCCUAAACACCUAUCAUUUUCUUUGGAUAGUGACCUUGUUUUGCUUCUUGCUAAUCAAAACAAUACAGUGACUAUCCUUGGAUAGCAGUUUUUUCUUACAGGAGGACAGAUCCCUAGAAGUGAGGUUUAUUAGGCUACAUGGUAUGAACUUUAAGGCUCUUGAUCCAUAUCGUUCCAUUACCCUCAGUUACUCUCGUUUCAGCCAAGCACUUCUCAGACACCACGUAGUAUCAUUAAAAACAAAUUGUCAUUUUUCUAAUGCACGCAUCUUCUUACUAGUGAUUUUAAAAUGGUCCCACUCUAAUCAUGCCCGAAACAUAGGGAGUGCUUGCUCUUAGUCGAAUGAAUUUGAGUAUUUGAGUGCUAGCCACCUGCCCCCUUGCUUUUUUAGGUGUAUAGGACAUCCUAUCAAAUAAGAUUGAUGUAUGUGCUUAAAGUCCAAUGGAAGGGUCCAUUAGAGAAUCAUAAUUGAUGAUUGUAUUUGCUAUCAAACGAGAAUUAAGCCUGACCCAACCUCCAAGAGACCAGGCUUCUGUGGGACACACUUAAGCCAGGACUUGGGGAUAAAUAGAAGGCCUGUAGGCAGAACAGAGGGCGGGGGGAGGGGUGGGAAGGUUUCCAGAGGAAAGAUCCCAUCUUGGGAACCACCUUUUGUUGUUCACCUGUUAAUUACCCUUCUCAGGUCUGCUUCCUCUGUCUCCUCCCAAGUAUAAAUAUUCCCUACCCCUCCACCCCUAUCUGCGGUAGGAAGGACCCUGCGCCCACAGGAGAGUUGAGGGGACUGCUCCAUGGGCCUUCCCCUGGUCUGGAAGUGGAGCUGGCAGCGUGGGAUGGUGUGGGCCGGAGUCCGCCCUUCUAGGACUCUGCUCAUAGGUCCCCGUUAUUUGUAAGGCUACUUGAUUAGAAUCCGUAACAUUUUUCAUUUCCUCUAUGGAGCUAAACUAGAAAAUCCUGGGAAAGGGUAGAUGGGGAGGCCCCAAGGGGACCUUGAGAUGUCUGAGGGCUCAGGAUGCUGAGGGGGUAAAGGAUUAGAAAUUGUCAGCUGUUCCCUAAAGCCAAGUUCACUUGCAUGCUAGUCUCAAAACUUAAUUUUCUUCCGCUUUACAACUAGGAAACCAAAUCUCCAUGAGGUCACUAAUUUGCCCAUGUAAACAGAGCAGUUUGUGGUCGACCUGUAAAGCUGGUUGAACUAAUAACCUUAACUUGCUAAUAAGCCUCAGUGCUGUGUAGGGGAAGACCAACCACGUUGGCAUUGGCCUUUUGAUUUGGAGUAUUAAGAGCUGGAUUGAGUGGAAUUUUUGAAAUCCUACAUGCUGAAGCAUUAGCCUGUGAUGACCAUUUCUGUGCCUUUCCCCGAAUCCAAAACUGAGCUGGAUUCCUGAAAUGUGUAAGCAACAUAGGUAUGGGUUUUGGUAGUUUGUUUUUUUAACCUGGAAUUUUUUUUUUCUUAAACCUCAAAUUUUGGCAGGUGACCCGUUCUUCUCUUAGCUCAGAAAAUCCUUCCAGCCAGGCUGUCCAGUUCUUCCAGAGGCAUCUGGAGAAUCCCAGGUCCCCUUGGGUAUUGUUGAUAACCUGGCCUCACACCUCUUUUCUUCUGUUCAGGGAGCCUUUUUGGGGGUUGCCGCUGUCCCCUGAGGCUGCCAGGGCUCUGUUGCAAUCCCCAGAGAACAUUGGUUUUCUUCGGUCCCUGACCAAACUUGCCCCUUUCCAUUUCUGCCUGGCUCUAAACGGAAGACUUCAGUCCAAUUUUCAGAACUGGCUGUUUUGACUGUGCCAAAAAAACAAAACAAAACAAAACAAAAAAAACCACUUUGGCUGUGAACCAUGCUCUGCAUAUUCGCAUAAGCACCUGAUGUUGCUUUACUAAAUUAUCGAGAGGAGAUGAUGAGGGAAGACUGGCACCGGGAGCAUCUGCUAGGGCUAUAUAUUCUCCUUGUAUUGGUUUGCCUGACUUCCAGGAUUGUUUUCAUUCUGCAGCUGCUCUGCAAGCAAGUUUGUUUGCUGUUUUGUGGUUCACAAGAGGUGCCAUGAAUUUGUCACUUUUUCUUGUCCUGGUGCGGAUAAGGGACCGGACACUGACGACCCCAGGAGCAAGCACAAGUUUAAAAUCCACACUUAUGGAAGCCCCACCUUCUGUGAUCACUGUGGGUCAUUGCUGUAUGGACUUAUCCAUCAAGGGAUGAAAUGUGACACCUGUGAUAUGAACGUGCACAAGCAGUGUGUGAUCAAUGUCCCCAGCCUCUGUGGGAUGGACCACACAGAGAAGAGGGGCCGGAUCUACCUGAAGGCUGAGGUCACCGAUGAAAAGCUCCAUGUCACAGUACGAGAUGCAAAAAAUCUAAUUCCUAUGGAUCCAAAUGGGCUUUCAGAUCCUUACGUGAAGCUGAAACUCAUUCCUGAUCCCAAGAACGAGAGCAAGCAGAAAACCAAAACCAUCCGCUCCACACUGAACCCCCAGUGGAAUGAGUCCUUCACGUUCAAAUUGAAACCUUCUGACAAAGACCGACGGCUGUCCGUAGAAAUCUGGGACUGGGAUCGAACCACAAGGAAUGAUUUCAUGGGAUCCCUUUCCUUUGGAGUCUCGGAGCUGAUGAAGAUACCGGCCAGUGGAUGGUACAAGUUGCUUAACCAAGAAGAAGGUGAGUACUACAACGUACCCAUUCCAGAAGGAGAUGAAGAAGGAAACGUGGAGCUCAGGCAGAAAUUCGAGAAAGCAAAGCUCGGCCCUGCUGGUAACAAAGUCAUCACUCCUUCAGAAGACAGGAGACAACCUUCCAACAACCUUGACAGAGUGAAACUCACAGACUUCAAUUUCCUCAUGGUGCUGGGGAAGGGGAGUUUUGGAAAGGUGAUGCUCGCUGACAGGAAGGGGACAGAAGAACUGUAUGCCAUCAAAAUCCUGAAGAAGGACGUGGUGAUUCAGGAUGACGACGUGGAGUGUACCAUGGUGGAGAAGCGAGUCCUGGCCUUGCUCGACAAGCCCCCGUUCCUGACACAGCUACACUCCUGCUUCCAGACGGUGGAUCGACUGUACUUUGUCAUGGAAUACGUCAACGGUGGGGACCUCAUGUACCACAUCCAGCAAGUAGGAAAAUUUAAGGAACCACAAGCAGUAUUUUAUGCGGCAGAGAUCUCCAUUGGAUUGUUCUUUCUUCAUAAAAGAGGAAUCAUUUACAGGGAUCUGAAGUUAGACAAUGUCAUGCUGGACUCAGAAGGGCAUAUCAAGAUUGCUGACUUCGGGAUGUGCAAAGAGCACAUGAUGGAUGGAGUCACAACCAGGACCUUCUGCGGGACUCCAGAUUACAUUGCUCCAGAGAUAAUCGCUUAUCAGCCGUAUGGGAAAUCCGUGGACUGGUGGGCCUAUGGCGUCCUAUUAUAUGAAAUGCUAGCUGGGCAGCCUCCAUUUGAUGGCGAAGAUGAAGACGAGCUGUUUCAGUCGAUAAUGGAGCAUAACGUUUCUUACCCAAAAUCCUUGUCCAAGGAGGCCGUUUCCAUCUGCAAAGGACUGAUGACCAAACACCCCGGCAAGCGGCUGGGUUGCGGGCCCGAGGGGGAGAGGGACGUGCGGGAGCACGCCUUCUUCCGGAGGAUCGACUGGGAGAAACUCGAGAACAGGGAGAUCCAGCCGCCCUUCAAGCCCAAAGUGACUUUCUGUACCAAAAUGCACUGGCUUCAGUGGUCAUCCAGGCCUUCGUGUGGCAAAGGUGCAGAAAACUUUGACAAGUUCUUCACGCGAGGGCAGCCUGUCUUAACACCACCUGAUCAGCUGGUCAUUGCUAACAUAGACCAGUCUGAUUUCGAGGGGUUCUCGUAUGUCAACCCCCAGUUUGUGCACCCCAUCUUACAGAGCGCAGUAUGAAGCUCACCACCGAGAACUAACGCCUCCCCAGCCCCCAGCCCUCCAGCAGUGGGAAAUGAUCCUUAACCCUAAAAUUUUAAGGCCAUGGCCUUUUCUCCCGUUCCAGAUGGAGGCCUGAAAAUUUUAGGGUUAUUAGUCCAAAUGUGAGUAACUGUUCAGGGUUUCUGUCUUACAACCAAGAACGUUAUCUUAGUAGAAGGCAGUAUCAUGUACAGUGUUCAGUUUAAGUGUGUAGAAGUCACAUCUGGCUGUAGGUUAACCCUUCCUAAAAAACAAACUCGCCCCCUUUUUUGGUACGGUUUGAUAUAUUUUCCAUGCCCUCUGUCAGUUUCCACCAUUGGGAUUCCCCCAACCAGAGAUGUUCAGAUGAACCCGUCCCGGUCCAGUGGGCAAGAAAAUAUCUCCACCUGAGAUGUCUUUGGACUCCAAGAAUGGGGACCCCAGAAUGUGAGCCAGGCGGGAUUGGGGGUAGGGGAGACUUGCAAAUGCCCGCUGCUUCUGUUCUCUGCCCCAACGGAAACAGUCCCGAGAUGAAUCAAGUCCCUACCGGUGAGUCGUUUGCAAGCUGUUACCAGACGUUGACUGUCUUAACCCAAUCAUGGUUCAGUGAUGACCGGUUUUAAAAAACAGACACCUCAGAGGAAUGUGGGUGAGUCUGUCAGCUGCCCUAUUUGGAUGAUAAAUUAUCUCGAUACUUGCAUUUCUUUCUAAGAGGCCAAAUCUAAGAACUUUGCUAAAUCAGCAUGUGACAUCAUUUCAGAUCAAGGAUAACCCAGUGUGUGUGUACGUUCAUUUUAAUCUCUGGGAGAUUAUUCCGUGAUCCAGGGUGCCAUCCGCAAUCAUGCCACUACUCGUGAGUGUUGUUAGCCAACCCCCACCCCAACCGAUAUUUUGCUGCCUACUUCCUAAGAAGCUGAAGCAUACGCCCCAUCCCCUUUUGUACUUAUUUAUUUAAUAGGCUGCGGUGUCGUUGAUGAGAGUAUUGCUGUAAAGUAACUGAACAGAGUGUUGACUGUAGCAUAAGUCUCCAUCGAUCGGUAUCUCUCCCAUCUCCAGCCCCUGACAUCCACUAAGGGACGGAAACCAAUACAGUUUUGGUCCCCAUUUCCAGAUCAUGUUGAAUGGCACACCUGGAGGUGUAGAAUCAGGAAAAUCUGGAUGCGCAUCAGCUCAAAAGAUAUUUUAUUGCUCGAAGGAUUUUAAUAUGUUUUGCAAAUGCAUCAUGCAAUGAAUUUUGCAUGUUUAUAAUAAACCUUAAUUACAAGUGAAUCUAUAUUAUUGAUAUAAUCAUAUCAAGUAUAAAGAGAGUAUUAUAAUAAUUUUAUAAGACACAACUGUGCUAUAUUUGUGAAGGCUCUUGUUUCUAAUCUGCUUCUAUGAUUAAGUUUUAGCCUAAUUCCUUGCUGCCUCCUGUCCCCCCACCCCCACCCCGUGCAUACCCCGCACACUGGCACUGUAUCAGAUA